AUGUUUGAUCGUAAAACUUUUCUUUCAUUUUUCAGUCUUUACGGCUCUCUACUUGACAAAUUCAUACUCUCCUUUUCUCCUUGCUCUCCUGAGUUGAUUAACCGCCUCCAUCUUCACCAUUCCUUUUAUUUUUUCCUUUUUCUUCAUUCUUCUGUUCUUUCAUUCCCGUCUUACAGAAGCAAGUGUUUCUCAGAGUCAGAUAUCGAUUCUUCUUCAUCCGGAUUCGAUUCCCCAUCUGUGGAAUUAGACUUGACUGAUGCAUUUACGUCAGGAAGAUUCUCGGCGAGCCGCGUCAAAGAUAAACUGGCCACCACCAUUUCAUCACUUUCUUUUGAUAUCUCUCUCUCUCUCUCACCCUUUCUCUCUCUCUCUCUCUCUCACCUUUCUCUCUCUCUCUCUCUCUCUCUCUCUCUUCUCUCUCUCUCACCCUUUCUCUCUCUCUCUCUCUCACCCUUUCUCUUAGCGUUCAUUCUUCACAGUGUUCGCCAUCUUCCUGCUCCAGUCAAUUUUAAAACAUCACUGACAAUUAUGUAUUCGCCUCACGCCAUUUGCCUACCGUUUCUUUUCUCUUUUUCACUCCUCUUUCUUUGUUUUGUUUGGUUUCAUUGGCUUUCCUUUCUCUAA
This is a messenger RNA of Acanthosepion pharaonis, 624 nucleotides long. The record is from the annotation of a GenBank genome assembly. Lineage: Eukaryota; Metazoa; Mollusca; Cephalopoda; Sepiida; Sepiidae.